GAAGAGUAUAUAUAGCAAUUAUCAGUGGUGCCAUGCGAUGCAACACCAGCUGCCUCAUAGCAGCAGAAGCACACGUAGCCCCUCCAUGGCGAAGAAGAUGUUGCCAGCGGCGGCUUACGAGCUCUUCUCCUCCCUCCUCCACACCGUCACGGUCAUUGCCCGGCCACCGCCGCCCACGCGCAGCUCGCCCACCGUCCACCGAUGCGCCCCUCCCGCGGCGCGGCUCGCCGGCGAGGGGACCACGCUGGUCGUCGACGUCGACGGCGCCCUUCUCCUGCCGCGCCACACCCUUCUCUUCGCCUACUUCAUGCUCGUCGCCCUCGAGGCCGGCAGCUUCCUCCGCGGCCUCGUCCUGCUCCUCCUCUACCCCGUCAUCUCCUGCCUCGGCGCCCUCGCCGGCCGCGACGCGGCCGUGCGGGCCAUGGCCGCGGUCGCCUUCUGCGGGCUGCGCGAGGGCACGUUCCGCGCCGGCCGCGCCGUGCUGCCGCGGUGGCUCCUGGAGGACGUUCAGGCAGAGGCGCUGGAGGUUACGCGGCGGGCCGGCGACCCGGCGCGGGUGGUGUGGGCGAGCGCCAUGCCGAGGGUGAUGGUGGAGCCGUUCCUGAGGGAGUACCUCCAGGUGUCGCCGGCGGCGGCCGUCGCGGCGAGGGAGAUGAAGACGGUGUGGGGGUUCUACACCGGCCUCAUGGAGUACGACUGCGACGUAAGAGAGGACAUGUCGGUGCUGAGGCAGAAGACGGCGGCCGGAGGCGACGAUGACGACGUCGUGGGGUUCUCCGCUGGCGAUUCCAUGGAGUUCCUCUGCAGCCCUCUGUCAUCAAUUUGCAAGGAGCUGUACGUCGUGCACACGGAGGAGCAGAGCAAAUGGCGGCGCCUGGCCCGGCGCGACUACCCGAGGCCGCUCGUCUUCCACGACGGCAGGCUGGCGUUCCUGCCGACGCCGCUCGGCGCCGUGGCCAUGUUCACGUGGCUCCCCCUGGGCGUGGCGCUCUCCGUCGUCCGCCUCGCCGUCGCGAUGGCGCUGCCGUACCGGUACGCCACGGCGAUCCUCGCCGCGACGGGCCAGUCGUGGCGCCUCCGCGGCGCGCCCCCGCCGGCAAACAUCCGCCGCGGCGGCGCCGCAUCCUCCGGCGAGCUCUACGCGUGCAACCACCGCACCCUCAUCGAUCCCGUCUACGUGUCCAUCGCGCUCGACCGGCGUGUCCGCGCCGUGUCCUACAGCCUGAGCCGCGUCUCCGACGCGCUCUCCCCGAUCGGCCCCACCGUCCACCUCGUCCGCGACCGCUCCCGCGACGGCGCCGCCAUGGCGCGGCUCCUGGGCGCCGGCGACAGCGUGGUGGUCUGCCCCGAGGGCACCACCUGCCGGGAGCCCUACCUGCUCCGGUUCAGCCCGCUGUUCGCCGAGCUCGGCGGCGACCGCGGCGUCGUGCCCGUGGCGCUCGCCGUCGAGAGCAGCAUGUUCCACGGCACGACGGCGAGCGGGUGGAAGGGCGUCGACCCCUUCUACUACCUGGCCAACCCCAGGAUGUGCUACACGGUGGAGUUCCUCGACAGGGUGGACACGGCGGCGGUGGCGGAGGGGAAGGCGGCCAGCACCGACGUGGCCAACGCCGUGCAGCGGCGCAUCGCGGCGGCGCUCGGGUACGAGUGCACCAUGCUCACCAGGAAGGACAAGUACCUCAUGCUCGUCGGCAACGACGGCGUCGUCGCGGCGCCGCCACGGCGGACGCGCGCCGACGAUAUGCGUGUGCCCGUUCGUGCUCCCACUGGCUGCAGAUAACCGUGUCCGAUUAAUGAAAAUCGUGCCACACUACACGUACAGUACUCAAAAGAGAAAAAAUUCAGGGGAAAAUAGAAAAAAUAGGGACUAUAUUAUUCCGUUUAAGAACGGUUUUUGUAUUUUGUAAGAUGCUUGAUGCCUUGACCUCUCUUUUUUCCCCACUUUUUGUGAAUAUACGAUGUAAUGUAGAGGUUGGUGUGUAUAAAAUUAAGGGAAUGUACUUAAGAAAUGAGAGAAUAUUAUGUCAUCUUCACUAGAAGAGGAUGGGUGAUCU
Setaria italica (foxtail millet) is the source of this 2054-nucleotide messenger RNA. RefSeq names its product probable glycerol-3-phosphate acyltransferase 3. Gene Ontology annotation, molecular function: phosphatase activity; glycerol-3-phosphate 2-O-acyltransferase activity. Gene Ontology annotation, cellular component: membrane. The transcript has 2 exons. The record is from RefSeq and is a predicted model, not a curated record. The coding region runs from base 38 to 1780 and encodes 580 amino acids. NCBI's taxonomy places the organism in Eukaryota, Viridiplantae, Streptophyta, Magnoliopsida, Poales, Poaceae. Gene Ontology annotation, biological process: cutin biosynthetic process.